Messenger RNA from Pantherophis guttatus, 8343 nucleotides. It is a transcript of the gene PTCH2, whose product is annotated as patched 2. Gene Ontology annotation, cellular component: plasma membrane. The record is from RefSeq and is a predicted model, not a curated record. Gene Ontology annotation, biological process: negative regulation of smoothened signaling pathway. Gene Ontology annotation, molecular function: hedgehog receptor activity; smoothened binding; hedgehog family protein binding. NCBI's taxonomy places the organism in Eukaryota, Metazoa, Chordata, Lepidosauria, Squamata, Colubridae.
UGGUGAGCUGUUGCUUAGCAGCUAAUAAUAGGAGAUGUUUGCGGAGUAAUUUGCCUCUUCCUCGGCCAAUGGGAACUGGAGCACUUUCCCAUCAAACCAAACCUUCCUCCCCCCCUUUCCUCUUUUCAGGAUCUCGAAGGAGGCUGUUUGUUCCAAAUGUUGGUGGGACGGGUUCCGAGGCGCACUGCACCGCCGGGCACCCGAGCGCCUCUCCUCUCGCUCUCGGAGGCUGUGUGAGCGCUCGCUCCCCCCGGUCUCCCGCCGCGCGUCGAAGGGCCACGCUGGGCGGCGCCAAGGGCGCCUGGGGUGCGCCUGGAUGGCCCCGGAUUCGCCCCCAUAAUGUUCGCAUGGGAUCCCCGCAGAAGCCAUUCUGAAGCCUCGGACCCCGCACUUUUCUCUCGUGGAUUACCGCUCUUGGGAAGCCGCCGGAGCUCCCUCGCUUCUCGUCUGCACCGUCCUCGUUCGACCCCGCGCCAUGGCUUCGGGUCAGCCGGUCCCCGGGAGCGGGGGCUUCUUUGGAGAGCUCCCGGCGUCUUACGCAGCUGCUGCCAACUCCGAUCUCCUGCGGAGACCCAGCUAUUGCCACGCAGCCUUUGCCCUCAAGCAGAUCUCCAAGGGUAAGGCUGUUGGCCAGAAAGCCCCACUGUGGCUGCGGGCCCAGUUCCAGGCUCUGUUGUUUACACUGGGCUGCUGGAUCCAGCGUCAUUGUGGCAAAGUGCUUUUUGUGGGGCUGCUGGUCUUUGGGGCACUGGCAGUAGGGCUGCGAGUAGCCUCCAUCGAGACUGACAUUGAACAGCUCUGGGUGGAAGAGGGCAGUCGUGUCAGCCAAGAGCUCCGGUACACAAGAGAAAAGCUUGGUGAAGAAUCUCUCUACACAUCCCAGAUGCUAAUACAAACUCCCAAACAGGAAGGAAAAAACAUCCUAACUCCAGAUGCCUUGGAAAUGCAUCUUGAAGCUGCUUUGGCUGCUAGUAAAGUGCAAGUCUUACUAUUUGGAAAAUCAUGGGAUCUCAACAAAAUAUGCUACAAAUCAGGUGUCCCAAUAAUUGAGAAUGGAAUGAUUGCACGGAUGAUUGAGAAGCUCUUCCCCUGUGUUGUUGUGACUCCACUGGAUUGUUUCUGGGAUGGUGCCAAAUUACAAGGAGGGUCUGCUUAUCUACCGGGCCGGCGGGAUAUUCAGUGGACUAACUUAGAUCCUAUUCAAUUGAUGGAGGAACUGGGUCAAUUUGCCUCACUGGAAGGAUUCAAGGAGAUGUUGGAUAAGGCAGAGGUUGGCCAGGCCUAUAUGGAGCGGCCUUGCCUUGAUCCUUUUGACCCUGAGUGUCCUCCUAGUGCUCCCAACAGCCAAAGCCAGAAGAAACCACACAUCCCUUCUGAACUCACAGGUGGCUGCCAUGGCUUCUCCCGGAAAUACAUGCAUUGGCAAGAGGAACUCAUCUUGGGGGGCACAGUAAAAGAUCCUCAAGGAAAACUGCAAAAAGCUGAAGCCCUGCAAAGCAUGUUCCUGCUGAUGAGCCCACGACAACUUUAUGAGCACUACCGGGAUGACUACGAGAUACAUGAUAUCAGCUGGAGCGAGGAGAAGGCUGCCGCUGUGCUGGAGGCUUGGCAGCGGGAAUUCGUUGAGGUGGCCCAGGAAUCUCUGCCUUCAAAUUAUUCACAGACUAUUCAUGCCUUCUCUACCACCACACUCAGCGAUAUCAUGAAGUCCUUUUCAGAUGUGAGUGCCAUCCGUGUGGCUGGUGGUUACCUGCUAAUGCUAGCGUAUGCUUGCGUCACCCUGCUGCGGUGGGACUGCUCCAAAUCUCAGGGUGCUGUGGGCCUGGCUGGGGUUCUCCUAGUUGCCCUUUCAGUAGCAGCAGGACUUGGACUUUGCUCCUUGCUUGGAAUUUCAUUCAAUGCAGCCACCACUCAGGUGCUGCCCUUCCUGGCCCUUGGCAUUGGCGUGGAUGACAUGUUCUUGCUAGCACAUGCCUUCACAGAGACUAGUCAGCAUGUCCCUGUCAAGGAACGAACUGGUGAAUGCCUACGUCGUAGUGGCACCAGUGUGGCACUCACAUCUGUCAAUAACAUGAUUGCCUUCUUCAUGGCUGCCCUUGUGCCUAUCCCUGCAUUGCGUGCCUUCUCUCUACAGGCUGCAGUAGUGGUUGUUUUUAACUUUGCCAUGGUGCUGUUCAUUUUUCCUGCCAUUCUGAGUCUGGAUCUUCACAGGCGUGAAAGCAAGAGGCUUGAUAUUCUCUGCUGCUUCUACAGCCUCUGUUCUGCCCGAGUCAUCCAGAUCCAACCACAAGAAUAUGCUGAUGUGAAUGACAACCACACCGCACCCACUUAUCCCCAUGGCCAUCCAGCCCUGGCGACCAGCACACACAUCACUACCACUGUGCAGGCCUUCACUCAGUGUGACUCCUCUGGGAGACAUGUAGUCACUAUUUUACCACCCACACAGCAUGUGUUUACCACUCCCUCCACUCUCCUUCCUGCCAAUCCUCUGGGCUCACAAAUCUUCACUCCUGCCAGUUCCACUCGGGAUCUUCUGGCACAGCUAGAUGAAAGCAAAGGAGCCCAAGAAUGUGUGCCCUUGCCGAUAUGUCGAUGGAACCUUUCCAGCUUUGCUCGUGACAGAUACGCACCCAUCCUGCUGCAGAGCCAAACUAAGGGAAUUGUGGUAGCUCUAUUCCUAGCCCUGCUGGGCCUCAGCCUCUAUGGUACAACCAAGGUACAUGAUGGACUGUAUCUGACGGAUAUUGUACCACGAGGUACAAAGGAGCAUGCCUUCAUUUCAGCUCAGUUCAAGUAUUUCUCCUUUUACAAUAUGUUUGUGGUAACGAAUGGAGGCUUUGACUACCCAAGCUCACAGGAAGCUCUUUACAGCCUGCAUCAGGCCUUUGCUGCCAUCCAGUAUGUAGUACGUGAGGAGAACCGCCAGUUGCCAAAGAUGUGGCUGCACUACUUCCGAGAUUGGCUACAAGAUCUACAGGCAGCCUUUGAUCAAGACUGGGAAGCCGGGCACAUCACCAGGGAAAAUUAUCGGAAUGGUUCGGAAGAUGGAGUUCUUGCUUAUAAACUCCUUAUCCAGACGGGCAACAAGAAAGAGCCUUUCAACUUAAAUCAAUUGACAACUCGCCGUCUGGUUGAUGAAAAUGGGAUCAUUCCCCCUGAUAUAUUUUACAUCUGCUUGACAGUGUGGGUGAGCAAUGACCCCCUUGGUUUUGCUGCUUCCCAGGCCAACUUCUAUCCGCCACCCCCGGAAUGGAUCCAUGAUAAAUAUGAUGCUACCGGUGAAAAUCUUCGAAUCCCAGCUGCACAGCCUCUGGAGUUUGCUCAGUUCCCCUUCUACCUCAAUGGCCUUCAACACACAUCAGACUUCGUGGCAGCUAUCCAGAGUGUGCGUGCCAUCUGUGAUGAGGUGGCCCAGACACAUGGAGUAUUUAGCUACCCCAGCGGAUAUCCAUUCCUCUUCUGGGAGCAGUACAUUGGCCUGCGCCAUUGGCUUCUGCAAGCCAUCAGCAUUGUGCUGGCCUGCACAUUUCUGGUGUGCACGCUGCUGCUACUCAAUCCUUGGACUGCCAGUAUCAUUGUAUUUGUUUUGGCAAUGAUGACAGUUGAGCUUUUUGGCAUCAUGGGCUUGAUGGGCAUCAAACUGAGUGCAAUCCCUGUUGUCAUCCUAAUUGCUUCUGUAGGCAUUGGCGUGGAAUUUACUGUACAUGUAGCUCUGGGGUUUCUCACCGCCAUUGGCAGCCGGAACCUGCGCUCCACUGUGGCUUUAGAGCACAUGUUUGCCCCUGUAAUGGAUGGUGCUGUUUCCACUCUGCUUGGUGUACUUAUGUUGGCAGGCUCAGAAUUUGAUUUCAUUCUGAGAUAUUUCUUUGCCGUGCUUACUAUCCUGACUAUUCUGGGGCUACUUAAUGGCCUGGUACUAUUGCCUGUACUACUUUCUAUUAUUGGACCACCUGCAGAGGUAACACCAGCAGAUAAUGGCAGCCGCUUGCCAACACCAUCACCUGUCCCACCGCCCAUCAACCAUCACAGCUUCUACAUUCGCCAACAUGGAAAUGCUUUUGGUGACUCCUCAGACUCAGAAUACUACUCAGAGACAGUUAGUGCAUCAGAGACUGGUGAAGAUGACCGCAGCACAUAUAUCAUCUCCCCAGCUCAAUCACAAAUCUUGGUCAAAGCCAGCAAAAGUCCUAAUUUUCCCCAAAUCACUGUGGUAAAAAGCUACAAGACAAGCCUAGAAUCACCUUUAUCAUUGUGCAGCCCGGAAUGGACCCAAUCCAGAACUCCUGGUGGCCAUUUGCCAGCAGCUGUCACAGAAAUCAAAAGUUGUUUGCAGCAGCAAGAACAACCCAACCACAGACUAGGGUCUCAAUUAGCUCAGUCUACUCCCAAACCCCUUCAGACUAACUCCAUUACUCACAGCACCAAAAUACCACCUUCAGGACCUGGUGGCACUUUCACUACAGUUACAGCUACUGCCUCGGUGAUGUUGGCCUUGCACCCACCUUUGCCUGGAUCUUGCCGGGGCUAUACACAUGAGGGGUUUGAAUCUGAUGAUAACUCUGAAAAACCAGGCCCCAAACCAUCUGACAGUUUGGAACUACAGGACCUGAAGCAGAAUCAUUAGCCAUCCGCUUUGCCAAGCCAAAUCACUGGCUCUAGAACUCCUGCCUCAGGGCUGGCCGGCAUGCCAAGUGAGCACGGGGGCCAGAUACAUCCCACACCACAGAUUGUGAAGUUCGCUGUAUUUAUGGAAACUCUUGCAUUGCAUCCAACCAACCAACUGCAGGCAUAAUCAGUACUGCUGAGAACAAAGAGACCAGAUUAUUUUCAGUAUCCAUAUUGCAAAAAAGCUGAUAGGAAAAUAUCUCAGCAUUCCCAGGUGUAUCUGGCACCAAAAAGCACUCUGAUUUCUUGGGUGUCAGGGUGUAAAUUUUGUGCCCUUAGUUCGGGCCAGUGACCCAUUUAAUAUCAGGCCUACUUGAAUCUGAAAAAAUGAAAGUGACCAUUCUCCACAAGCUAUGUGAACCAUCUCAUGGCUUUCUUUGGGCUAGUUGCCCAAACAGCCACCCUCCAUGGAGAAAAGAGGACUCAACUAUGUGUGGGGAACUCUCCCACAUUGUGCUGCUAUUCUUUUAUUUUUAUUAAUAUUAUUAUAAUUAUUAUUAUUUUAAACUGUAUAAAAAGAGUCACCAACCCUCCCCCUUAUAAUUAUAAUAAUUAUUUUUAUUAUUUUCACGGCUCUCUCAGUAAACAUGUGGCAAUUUCCCUUUAAGGGGAAACACCAGGGUGAAGUUGUAAUAGGGAGAGCACCCCUGUUGUAAUGUGGACUGAAAGGAGAAUGCAAUGGUGGGGGCGCGAUGUGUCUUAAGGUUCUAUGCAAACUGGGGGAGCGGCUGCCUUCUGCUCUGGUUCCCACCAGUAGUACUGCCUAUCCUAGCAUUUGCAAUGUCUCUGUUCUGGAUCCUACUCCUACCCCCCUCCCAGUGGUGGGUUGCUACCAGGGCCGGAUUUAGAUGAAAAGAGGCCCUAGGCUAUUCCACUUAUGAGGCCCUUUCACCUAUAGUGAAAGUGUAAUUUUAAUUUUGCUAACAAUUUGAAUGUAGGCCCCUCUUGAUCUUGAGGCCCUAGGCUGAAGCCUAGUUAGCCUAUAGGAAAAUCCGGCCCUGGUUGCUACCAGUUUACCCCGGAUCGGACAAACCGGUGGCUAUGGUGGGAGGCUCCGCCCACCUGCCCGGACACUUCUGCGCACCAGUAGCAAUGGGUUUUGAAAUCUACCCCUGCCCCCUCCCUUAUAAUGUAUACACUUUCUCUUACUUUGCUUGCCUCUUAUAUCAACUGAAAAUGUUCCUCACACAAAUGUCCCCUAAGCAAUUUCUGAUUAGUGUUUAAAUGUUCUCCUUCAUAACUAAUAGAAGUAAGGGAUUACUCCCAAAUAAUCUCCACCCAGGAAAAAACAUAGUUGGAUCUUAAACAUUAAGGAAAGAUAAGAGUUAUCCUGGUACUCGACACAAUGCCAGGAUACAGAAUGCUUACAUAUGUACAUUGAUUACAAAGCUCGUGUUGCACAUAAGAAUUUAAGGUAUCUAGAAAAAGAACACUCGGAGAAGAAACAAGGAUCUCCACAUGAUAAAUUCAGUUGCAUACUGCCCUGAUUGAGAGAAUAUUAUGAAAUAAGGUCACUCACUCCAUGUUAUUAUUGGGGUGAUGCCAUGCGUAUCGUUGAGAUCUUUUUACCGAUAUUUUUCUUCUGCUGAGAUGAUUGGCUUCCUGAACUUUAUGGUUAGAGUAAAAUACUCAAGCCACACUUGGUAGACAAAUGUGGCUUAAGCAUUUUUUCCCCUUUACCAGAGGAAAUUUUUAUGUAAAAGAAACGGUAUGUGUGAAACUAUCCUUUGAUUCUAUUUUGAGAGAUUUUGAGCUGACCAGAAACCUCUCCCAUUCAGUAAGAUUUUGGUGCAAUUGUCAAAGCAGAAAUGUUUGAUCUCUUGCCUAAAAAUUUAAUCUUGUGGUUCCAGUUUCUGUUCUUGAAUUCUCCUUCUGGUUCAGCUUCUUUAGUAGAAAAUUAAAAAUGAACUAUCAUUUGGCAACAGGGUGCUUCUAAAGGAGAAGUCCCAAUUCCAAUACGUAUGUUUGGUUUCUGCAUAACCAGGUCAAUAUUGUUUUAUAAAACAGUUUGGUUUUUCAUUCUAUUUCAGAAUGUCAACCUGCAUUCUCCAUGAACUUUAAAGUGUUGGUUUCUGCCCAGGUCUAAUCUAGGCACCACAAGAGAAUGAUUGACACCAUAUAUGUUAAAACCCAAAUUUUCCUGGCGUUAAAACAGCUUGUAAUUAUUUAUUUAUUUAUUCCUUUCUUUCUGUCCUUUUCCAAAGGAGAAAAGAUGGCAGCUGGAUCAAUAUUUCCUUUGGGUUAGGUCUAUUUACACGACGUUACCAACUUUCUUAUGUUAAACUACUCCCUAUUUAAGUUAGCAUCAAAUCAAAUGAUAUAUUUCCUUAAUGUACUAUUCUUUCAUCUGCUAGAUAUUAAUAUGGCAAUUUUCCACAAAGAAUAAAAAAAGUAAGACAUAUGGAUUUAGAUGAUUUCAUUAGUCAUCUACAUCAAUCCAACAGACCAGAGAUCAAUGCCCUCUGGAUAUUUUGCAGCUCAACUUCCAUUAGCCCUAGCAUAGCCAUUGGCAAGAAAUUGUUGGGAGUCCAAAAUAUCAAGAAGGCAAUAGGUUGUCUACCCAAAUAGGUUGCAAGAAAUUAGAGGUUGAAGCUGCAACUGGCAAAGUUUUUAAGUGAAGGAUUUUUGACACCUUGAGAUCGAAACAAUCUAUUAUAUGCAUACAUGCAAACACAUGCAGCUUUCUUACAAAAAAGAUGAAAUUAUUCAAAACAAAAUUAUGUACCAGUUAAGGCAGGUAAAUUGUUUUAGAUUUGAUCCUGAUUAUCGAUUUGGGGAUUUCAGAAGGCAGGAAGUCCACCCCUAUAGACUUCUAGGCAUGAUGUUGCCCAACAUUUAGACACUAAUAGUUUACCAUUUUAACUAUGGUAUUAAUAUGUUCAAUAAGUUAACCUUUUUAAAGCAUUGUCAGUGUAAAUUGUCUCCUAGCCACUCUGAGGGCUUCACUUGAACUUGUGACAUGCUUAGGAAAAAAAUUGUAUCAUCCCCUUGAGCACAGAGGCUGUUAUCACAAUCAACCCAUAUUCUUACAAGAGUUGAUUCUUGUUGGAAUCCAUUUCCCACUGACAUUCUUCCUUAUAAACCCCAGGCACUUUAACCCCUUCCCUUCACCAAGAACUGCUGUAAUUUUAUUCCCAGCCAAAGUUGGAUUCACUUCUUGUUACCAAGGGAAUAUACUGCUGAGAUUUUCACAUCUGUGUAAGGUGAAAACUUUAGUAGGUUUAUGCCUCUUGUUAAAAUGAGCACAUUCAGUUUAUUUUAAACAUCACUGAUUUCUGGAGUCCAGAGAAAUUUCCCAAAACUAAUUUACUCUAGGGCCACUGACCUGGCCAGCAUUUAGAUCAAAGUUUUCCCACCAUUAAAUUCCUUCCUUCCACUGUCUAAAAAGAACUGAGUGCUUCUGAAAAAUCAACCCCUCCCCCCCCCCACCAAAUCUGGGACCAGUGAAACAUGAUGAAAAGUGGACACAUUGUAUGUGUAUUUGUGUGCGUGCGCGUGUGAGAGUAUGUAGUGGGUGUGCUAGAGAUCUGUUAACCUGAUAAUGUUGUCUUGCCAUAUAAAUUAUUUAUAUGAAAAAGAAAGAUUUAUUUUUGUAGUUUGUACAGACUUCUAGCCUUGCAAUGGAAUUUUUAUUUUUAAAAGUAAAUAUAUAUUAUAUAUAAACCUAUCUUCUAGUGA